AUGGUGCUCGCAAAGUCCAAAAACUCCGUGGGACUGGGCAAUAGUCUCAUGAAUGAUCGAUUCGGCAAAGGCAAAGCAUCAUCACAGAAGAAAGUAUCGCACAAUGCCGCCAUUGCACGAAAGAACCAAAGCGGCGAGACAUAUAUCACAAACGCGGCCAAGGAAGCAUCAUGGGUGAAAAUGCGAAGUAUUACCGAGCAAGCAGCGCUCGACGAGUUCCUAAGCACGGCCGAAUUAGCAGAUACCGAUUUCACAGCGGAGAAGAUUAAUAAUGUUAAGAUUAUACAUACCGAUCAAAAGAACCCCUUCCUUCUAUCGGCAGCAGAGGAGCGAUUUGCUGUGAAGAAACAGCAGAAGAAUAAAGAACGGUUGACUAUCCCAAGACGGCCGAAGUGGGAUGAACGUACAACAGCUGAGAAAUUGGAUACAAUGGAGAGAGAGUCGCUGCUUGAAUGGAGAAGAGGACUCGCCGAAUUGCAAGAGAAUAAUGACCUCUUAAUGACUCCGUUUGAAAGGAAUCUGGAGGUUUGGAGACAGCUAUGGCGUGUUAUUGAGCGCUCGGACCUAGUUGUGCAAAUCGUUGACGCAAGGAACCCAUUACUCUUUCGCUCAGAAGAUUUAGAGACGUACGUGAAGGAGGUCGAUGCUAAAAAGCGAAAUCUUCUGCUAGUCAAUAAGGCGGAUAUGAUGACACUAGAACAGCGAGAGUUGUGGGCCGAUUACUUUGAGGAGCACGGCAUUAGCUACCGUUUCUUUUCGGCUCAUCUAGCUAAAGAGCGGAAUGAGGCACGUCUAUUGGAGGAUGGUGAGGAAGUUUCAAGUGACGAAGAUAAUGAUUUGGCGGAGGAGACUCAGCGAAAAAUGGAUAUCCAAGAUAAGAAACUCGCUGAUGAGGAAUGGUCCAGCGAAGAAGAUUUGGAUAAAGAAGCACGGAAAGACUUGCAGUCGACAACAACUCCUAGCGAUCUGAGAACCAGGAUUUUAGACGUUGAUGAAUUAGAGGAAUUAUUCCUUGCAAAUGCGCCUCAGCCUAGCGGACAGAGUGAGGAUUCUGAUAAGCCACAAAAGGACAAGACAAUCAUCGGCCUUGUCGGGUAUCCUAAUGUCGGAAAGUCAAGCACGAUCAACGCAUUACUUGGAUCCAAGAAGGUGUCUGUCUCAGCGACCCCCGGUAAAACGAAGCACUUCCAGACCCUCUAUCUAUCGCCCAACCUUCUACUGUGUGAUUGCCCUGGUUUAGUAUUUCCAAAUUUUGCCAGCACUAAAGCCGAGCUCGUCGUGAAUGGUGUGCUUCCCAUUGAUCAAUUGCGCGAGUUCACAGGUCCUGCGGGUUUGGUGGCACAGCGCAUUCCAAAACAUUUUCUAGAGGCUGUGUAUGGCAUGAAAAUUCACACCCGACCUCUCGAGGAAGGCGGCACUGGAAUACCAACGGCAAAUGACCUUCUUCGUGCCUAUGCUAGAGCUCGUGGUUUCGCAACCACUGGUCAAGGUCAGCCUGAUGAGUCUCGAGCUGCACGUUAUGUCCUUAAGGACUAUGUCAAUGGAAAACUACUCUACUGCCACCCACCCCCAGCAUCUUCGAAUGCAAACGACGAAGACAGCGCAGGCAGCCCAGUUGUUGACCCUGCCGAGUUCAACCGCGAUUUGUACAAUCUCGCACAUCUACCAGAGAAAAGACGCGCACAAUUACUCAAGGCAGCAGCUGCUACUGGCGAAGGACUCGACAAUCUCGACGACAAUGCCUCCGAAUUCUCCGCCGCAACAGGACUCUCCUCCCUUGCCCCAUCGUCAGCCAAAUUCGUAGAAGAAACGGGCAAUCGAUCUCGCGGUCUCGACAAGGGGUUUUUCGGACCUGGCUCAACCGGUGCUGGACACUACAUGGCAAUGCCAUUUAAUCACAAGUACUCGGAGCAAGGAAAAGCGAAACAGCUUACGGGGCGCAAGGAGAAGAUGAUGAUUGCACUAGAAAAAAAUAUAGACCCGUCCGAAGUUGGGCGUUUGGCUUCUUCGAAGAAGCAUUUCAAGGGUGGGAAGAGAACUCAUAAGGGCAAGGGAAAGCCGGGCUCAUUCUUUUCUGGGGCUGAUGAUUAUGUUUGA
This is a messenger RNA of Talaromyces atroroseus, 2097 nucleotides long. RefSeq names its product Large subunit GTPase 1. Gene Ontology annotation, biological process: ribosomal subunit export from nucleus. Lineage: Eukaryota; Fungi; Ascomycota; Eurotiomycetes; Eurotiales; Trichocomaceae. Bases 1 to 2097 code for a protein of 698 amino acids. Gene Ontology annotation, cellular component: cytosol. The record is from RefSeq and is a predicted model, not a curated record. The transcript has a single exon. Gene Ontology annotation, molecular function: GTPase activity; GTP binding.